Candida dubliniensis CD36 is the source of this 4200-nucleotide messenger RNA. It is a transcript of the gene SKI3, whose product is annotated as SKI complex subunit tetratricopeptide repeat protein. Gene Ontology annotation, molecular function: identical protein binding. The coding region runs from base 1 to 4200 and encodes 1399 amino acids. NCBI's taxonomy places the organism in Eukaryota, Fungi, Ascomycota, Pichiomycetes, Serinales, Debaryomycetaceae. The transcript has a single exon. The record is from RefSeq and is a predicted model, not a curated record. Gene Ontology annotation, cellular component: Ski complex.
AUGUCGUCGAUCAAAAAGUACCUUAAAUCUGCCAAGGCAUCUAUAGAAUCAAAUGAUCCCGAGUCGGCUCUAAAUUUUGCCAACGACGCUUUGGAAGAAGAUCCAAAUUGUUAUUUUGCAUAUGUAUUUCAAGGAAAAGCGUAUCAAUUGCUACGAGAUAUUCCCAAUGCAGUCAAAGCAUUUCAGAAAGCAACGGAAAUUGAACCAAAUAAUCUAUUGGCCUGGAAAGGAUAUUUCCAAGUUCUUAAAGUGUCUGAAGACUACAAGUUGUUUUUUCAAGUUUUGACCAACUUGGUGAGACUUUUAACAGAUCAAGGGGUUUCGAUAGCCGAACAAUUGAAGGAUAUGAGAAACUAUUUGGAUCACCAGAAAUACAAGAGUAACGAUAAUUUAUAUGAAUUUUAUUUGAGGUCGAUAUUACCAGGAUCUGAAUUAGGGGGUUUGAUUGGAACAGCCAUUGAAGCCACUGAUGUCACUGUCAAAAAAUUGUUGGAUUUUAAAAUUAGUCAAACAGAAAAAGCUGUUGUAAACAGAGUUUCGAAAGAAAGAGUGAAAUUUGGUAGAACUAUAACUACUGAUCAGAAGGCAAAACUUGAUAAUAUUGCUUGGUCUUAUUAUCAGAACGGCGAUAUCCUCCAGUUGUAUGAAAUGUUUCUCAAUGUCUGUGACGAUGAAGAGUUGAGACAUAAAUACGAAGAGAAAUUGUUAAAGUUCAAAUACGAACUCUUGAAAAUAUGCCCUGAUAAACAGGCAAUGCAUCAAGAUAUUAAAAAUCAAAUGGAAGAUAUGAUUCUUAUCAAUACUAAAAGUUUGUUUUGUUGGAAUUUGUAUUUCGAUUGGUGCGAUGCAAAGACAAUCAAUGAUCUUGAUGAAAAUAAAGUAAUCUCUUACUUGCAAACUUUCCAAAAUGAAGGUUUGGGGUUGAUUUUGUUUGCUUAUGUUAUGAGUGAUAUUUCGCCAUUCAAUAAAGAAAAAGUGGUGAAAAGUCUAUCUGCAUGCGACAUUAACAAACGGAAGUCCGAUUCAUCACAAUUAAAUCCUGAAGAUGAUAAGGAUGCAGAACUCUUAGAAGAGCUUGCAGAUGAUGUCAAUUUGGAAAAUGAUACUACAUCCCAAUAUUACUUACCUCAAGAUGAAGUUUUGGGUUUGAUUUUAGAAGGUCAUAGCAAAGCAAAGAAUUCUGUGUUGGCGAGUAGAAUCAUUGUUAAUUACUACAUUUAUUUAAGAGAAUACAAUUUGGCCUCGGAGAAAUGUCGUGAUGGUAUCAAAGCUUUAGCUGACAUUCAACGAACUUUUGGAAUAGAUUUAGCGAAUACAAAGGAGGAUUUUUUGUGUUCACUUGCAAUUGUGUACACUUAUUAUGAAGCUCCCAAAAAUUAUAACCGUGCAGUUCAACUUUAUGAGAAAAUUUUAGAGUCAAACCCAGAUAAUGUUAAAGCACAAGUGGGUAAAGGAUUGAUAUAUGUCGAGAGAGGGGAAUUAGAGGAAGCCAGAAGUAUUUUGGGUGCCGUUGUAAAGAAAUAUCCUACGAAUAUUGAGGCUCAGUCAGAGUAUUAUUGGUGUCUAGUCAAAUUGGGAGAAUACUCUCAAGGAAGAAAAGGGUUGGAGAGCUUUUUGAGUAAAAUUACUGGUGGUGAUUUACACGGUCGUGAAACUAGAGCUGUUGCUCAUUGGAGAAUUGCAAAAAGUUAUUUUUUGGAGAAUGCUAAAAAUGACGACAAUAUCAAAGAAUGUUACAAUAAUUUAAUUAAAUCACUUAAAGAUUCCGAUUUGUAUGCUCCUUCUUACACCUUGUUAGGUAUUUUAUUUCAAGACUAUUAUGGCGAUACUGAAAGAGCACAGAAGUGUUUUUACAAAGCGUUUGAUCUAGACGCAAAUGAGAUUGUUGCAGCAAGGUACUUGGUCCAACAGGCGUCUCUGAAGAACGAGUGGGAAGUUGCACAAGUAUUAGCCAAAAGAGUUGUAAGCAACGAAAGUUCAAGAAGAUUGAUAAUGCGCGGUGAUGUGGAUACAGAUAAAGCAUGGCCAUAUCGUGUACUAGGUAGUGGUGCCUUAAAUACGCAAGAUGAUGCAAAAGCUGUCGAAUGGUUUCAAAACGCCCUUCGUUUGGAUUCUAAUGAUUUUGACUGUUGGGUCGGAUUAGGCGAAGCCUACUACCAUUGCGGACGGUUCGAUGCUGCGGCUAAAGUUUUCCGUCAUGCAUUGACUUUGAAAAAUAAUGAUUGGAUAGUCAAAUAUAUGUUAGGAGUUGUCACAUGCGAAAUGAAAGAAUAUAAUGAAGGGUUGAGCAGUUUAUACGAGGCCUUAGAGAUGCAGCCCAAUGAAGAAUGUAUUCUUAGUGCAAUUUAUGAAGCUAACAUACAAAAUUGUCAACGCUUUAUUCAAUCUGGAUUUUUCGGAAGAGCAAUUAAUGCGAAUUUAAAAGCAUUGUCUUUUAUAAAGCAAUCUCUCUCUCGGAAUUCAACCUCACAAAAGGCAUGGAAGUCGUUAGGUGAGGUGUUGAAAGUGUUUACUAAAAUUCAACAGAACAUCGAUCAAGUUCCAUUUACCGAAGUUUUUGAUAUUUUCAAAAGUUCAGGAUAUAAUGAAGCUGUAUCUGCGGUUGCUGAUAUCGGUCUUGAUGAUUCCAUUAAUUUGAAAAAUGCUCAAGAAUGGUAUACCCGAGGUGAAAAGGUUCAGUCUUUGUUUGUAUUGAUAAUUAUUGCUGCUGUGGCCGGAGUAAAAUCUUUAUCAUUGAAAGCUAACAAGUUGUUGCGUGCAACUGCAUACUAUAAUUUGGGUUUGGCAUUAUUAGAGGCUUUCCAGAAUGAUGACCAAAUGGUGGUUUACAGGGAUACCUCGAUCUUGUUUUUUAAAAAAUCUAUUCAACUUGAACAAAAUAAUGCCAAUUAUUGGAUUGCUUUAGGUAAUGCUUAUUUCACUUCUAAUCCACAAAUAUCACAACAUUGUUAUAUCAAGGCUACUACUUUGGAAGUGAAAGAUGCCGAAAUUUGGGUAAACUUGGCGUCAUUAUUUUUAAGAUAUGGAGACACUGAAUUGUCUAAGGAUACAUUUUUAAGAGCUCAAUCGGUGGCCCCUCAAGACGCUCAAUCCUGGUUAGGGCAUGCAGUUGCUGCAGAUAUAUUGGGUGAGGAAAACAAGGCAUCGGGUUAUUAUGUUCAUGCAUUCACGUUGUCUAAAGGUCGUUUGGCCUUGGCACAAUUUCUUUAUGGAUUAUCAGUGGUAAAUAAAAGUCAAGGUCGUGAUCCUAGAGAUAUUGAAACUGCUCAGGAAUUUAGUAUUAGUAAUCAAGCAAUGCAACAAUAUCUCAAGUAUUAUCCUGAUGAUGAGGCUGGAUUAAGUAUUGCGUUGUCAAUUGCUGAACGAUGUAAAGAUUUUGAGCUGGCAGUUGAUUUGGGCACGAAACUAAGUGAUCUUUACGAGAAACAAUAUGAGGCAAAUGAAAGUGAAAUUAUUUUACAAAAAUUUGCAACAGUGAAAUCUCAAUUAGCUAGAGUACAUUUGGGUUUGGGUGAUUAUGAACAAGCUUUAGAUAAUGCACAAAUGGCAUUACAAUUGAAUGAAACUUCAGAGAUAUUACUAUCAUCGAAGAUUACUAUGGGACUUGCUUAUUUUUUCCUAAAUGAUUUUCUGAACGCUUUAGAGGAAUUGAAGGCUGUUCUUGGGGAGUAUAGUGACUCUUCCAGAAUUAUUAGUUUAAUUGCUCAAGUCUUGCAUGCACAUGGCACUGAGGAGACUAAGCAAGCUGCUGUUGAUCAAUUGUUUGCCUUUAUAGAAGAAUAUGGAUCGUCUUUAUUAGUCGUUCUCACUUUGGGUGCUAUUUCUCUUGUGGAUCAAUUGGAUGAGUAUUUACCUGCAAUAAAGGAAGAGUUAUCGUCUCUUGGACUAAAUGAAAUUGUUUGUGAUACCCACAGAGAGGUUCCUAGAUUAUUGAAUGAAAUAAAUGCUAGACUUGAUAAUGGUGAUAAUGAAAAUGCUUGGCUUAGAUAUGCGUUUUUGUUCCCUUUUGAUUAUAAUAUUUGGAAGAACAUUAAUCAUACAAUGGCUAAAGAAGUGAUUAAUUUGCAUGAUGUUAAGGUUAAUGGGGUGCAAUAUUCCGAUGCGUUAUUACAGACGGGUCAAUUGAGAGAUAUUCAGCGUAGCUUAUUAUUUAAUCCUGGUAAUAAUGAAGCUAUAAAGGCAUUAAAUGGGUGUUUAUGA